AGCAAGACUGAGUCUUCGAAUGGUCGCCCGACGAUUUUUAUACGUUCGACCGAUGGUACCUGAUUGAUUCUGUUCCUUCUUACGUACCCAGGGAUCAGGACUAAUAGGUGGGGUUCCAUUUGUAUUGCUUGUAAUAUCCCAGAAAUUUUACAAAUAUAUUGGUUCAAGAACAAAUUUAAAUUUAAAUAUAUAUUAAAUAAAAGAAAUAAUGAACCAACGGUAUCUGUUCAGUCGUCAUUAAUAAAUGGCAAAAAAGUUGACCUGAGUAACGGUGUCUCUAUUAUCCAUAUUUGAAUAUGGCCUGCGUAUUCACAUGGCCUUUAAGUUAAGUAAGUACCUCUAUCCGUCAUUAGACAUUAUAAAUCAAACAUUGCUAUUGAUAUUUAGGAAGCUGCAAAUUUUCUUCGUUUUCACAAAACUUUACUCAUUUACCGAUGGGUUUUAUAGUUUUAUAACUCGAAUAUCACUUUAGGGAAUAAUAGUAAAUAUUGUAAGCAUUGUGAGUGCAAACUAAGAAAGUUUGAAAUUUCCGAAACGUUUAAGCUAAGUAACAAUGAAAUUUUAAGAUGUAUUAGAAUUCCGUACUAAAAAAGAUUAGCUUUUCUUGGAACUGGAUUUAUUACUGGAACAGUCAAAUUGGUUCUUGCAGCGAUGUGACAGCGUAAGGACACGCUUGAGAUCAAGUAAAUUGAGAACUUUAUAUGUGAAACGUUAGUUCAAUUUCAAUUACAAUAAUGUCCGAUAUAAAGAGUGUUUUAUGUCUAUUAUGUCAGCAUUUAAAUUUAUCGAUCAACGUUAUGAUGAAACCUGAGUAUUUUAGGCUAGCAAAAUUCAAUAGCAUGGCCGAAAAUGUCGCUGACGCGUUUUGGAAAGCAUUGAAUAUCUUGGGACAUCAUGCUGUUAAAGAGAAGCAAAUUGAAACUGACUUUAAACAAUAUGCAAUAGAGUUUUAUGCUUUAAGCGAGAAGAGUAAAAAUAACAGGCCAUUGUUAUUAGCAUUUGCAUGGCUUCUUGGAACACAAGAUAUUCUGAAUAUUAUCAUUCGAAUAAAUCUGUCUAAUAGUGUCCUAGGAAGAGAAUGUUCACAAUUGAACAGUGUAGAAAAGAAGGAAACACAGUAUAAUGUGCCAGAAACAUUCAGCGCACAAAUAAACAAUAUAUUGUACUUGAAUGGUAAAGUAAAUUAUAACAUAAAAGAGAUAUCUGAAUUGAUUUCUCAGAAGGCUAAAUUAGUAAGCAGAAUUCAUGCUGCAAGUGUGAAUGUUAGUGGUCUUCCACAUGUAAGUGUAUCAGAAGCGGCACUGAUAAAACGUGUCUCAACCACUAACAAAAAUGCACUUUCCAACGAGGACAAAAAAUAUAUAAAGGAAUUAUCCACCAUUGCUAGUUUAUUAGAUGUACAUAUGAAAUGGUCUAAAAAGAAACAUAUAUUUUUUGAAUGGAUGGUAACGGUAGUUCAAGAACACAAUAAAUCUGAGCGCCAAUUAGAAGAUAUAGAUUGGAAUGAAGUUUCAAAAAUUGUAUCUUUAUUACAUUGUAUGACUCGAGAAAAGUUUGAAAUUUUGUCAUCUCAGAAAGAAACCAUAAAUUGUCAAGACUACGAACCCAAAUGUAUUUCGCGUUUGUUAAGGGUCCAGGGUAAUAAUACAGAAAUAGAAAGCUGGCUCUCUGAAAUAUCUGCUGAAUUGGCCAAGAAAACAGAAAGUUUAGACAAUGAAAAGGAGAAGCUUUCUGAGAAACUAGAAGAAAUUUUGGAGUCAAUUCCUCACUGUGUUCAAGUUUCAUUUUCGUAGUAAAAUAAAAAUCAGUACUUUCUUACAAUUUAAAUAUAAAAUUUAUGAUACAAAACAA
This is a messenger RNA of Frieseomelitta varia, 1851 nucleotides long. RefSeq lists its product as uncharacterized. NCBI's taxonomy places the organism in Eukaryota, Metazoa, Arthropoda, Insecta, Hymenoptera, Apidae. The transcript has 6 exons. The coding region runs from base 735 to 1793 and encodes 352 amino acids. The record is from RefSeq and is a predicted model, not a curated record.